This is a messenger RNA of Anopheles coluzzii, 1084 nucleotides long. RefSeq lists its product as uncharacterized. Gene Ontology annotation, molecular function: nucleic acid binding; RNA-DNA hybrid ribonuclease activity. The record is from RefSeq and is a predicted model, not a curated record. Bases 56 to 967 code for a protein of 303 amino acids. The transcript has a single exon. Gene Ontology annotation, biological process: DNA replication, removal of RNA primer. Lineage: Eukaryota; Metazoa; Arthropoda; Insecta; Diptera; Culicidae.
AAUAAACGAAAUAAAAAUCAGAUGCAAGCCCCUAGAAAACAUAUCCAAGAAAUCAAUGUCAGGAAGAGUUUUUUUGCAACAAUUAUACCGACAGGAAAUAGAAAAACUACAAGAAAAAAACACAAUUAUAUACACCGACGGAAGUAAAACUCAGGAUAAUUGUGGUAUUGGAAUUUAUAUACAAUCUCAUAAUCAUGAUACUAGAAACUGCUCUAUAAGUGUUAAACUAAAAAACAAUACAGGUAUAACUUCGGUUGAGAUAAAAGCAAUAGAAAAGGCGCUAGAAAUAGCAGAACAAAAACACAUUUCAAAUCCAAUCAUAUACACAGACAGUCAAGCAGCCUGCAAUAUUAUUCAAAGAGAACAAUAUAGCAACAAAAUAGAAAAAACAAUAUACAACAUAAUAAAAAGAUGCCACACACUCAAUGCAGAAAUAAAAUGGAUACCGGGACAUAUAGAUAUAAACGGAAAUGAAAGGGCAGAUGAGUUAGCUAAGAGGGGAAUAUCAUCGAAUAUCGUGGAAAACAACAAAUUACGCAUGGUAGAUAUAAAAAACAUACUAAAACAAAAAAUGAUAACACAAACAAAGGAGUGGUACAGACUAGAAGUAGAGAAGAGAGGAAAAAAAUUUUUUGAGUAUCAAAAGGAAUUUGAGGAAAACCCGUGGCACACUAACAUAGCAAUCACGGCUAUUGAAACAAAAAUCAGCAACAGAAUAUUAGCCGGGCAUGAUCUAUCAAAACAUUGGUUGAGUGUUAUGAGAAUAGUGGAAGACGGCAACUGUGAAGAGUGUGGAGUACCCGAAACCGGGAAACAUCUAUUAUUCUACUGUAAAAAACUAACAAAAGAAAGAGAAGAACAAUCAAACAUCACAGAAGAAAUAUUUAAAGCACAGUGGAAAGACAAAACGGGAAAAAUGAUCAAGGAAAUAACAAAAUUUAUACAAAAGACAAAAAUAAUAUUUUAAUUUUGUAGCUGUGAUACCAAAAAAACGUAGGCAUUGUAAAAAUUAUAAUAGUCAAGUAAGAAAACGGGUAUAUGACUCUAGGAGUCGAAAACCCUCAUAGAGUGGUAUAUCUUUGAA